CAGCAUGAACGUUCUUUUAUCCGUUUUCCUUUGUCCGUUAUGCUUCACACCCAAAUAUGUGUUCGCUAAAGGAAAGAUAUCCUGUAAGGAUGCCGCUGGAACGGACGUUGACUGGUUCGUGUUAUACAAGCUUCCGAAGACAAGUCGAAACAAUAAAACAUCUCUGAAAUUGUAUGGAGGUGAAAUGGCGUAUUACGACAGCAUUUCAAACACAACAACCUGGAAAUUGUUGCCUUCAGAUAUAUACAAUGACCUCAAGAACCCAGUUACGGAGACGCUCAAACCUAUUUUUGGAAAGAAACCUGAAAAAGGCGUUGGAGCCGUGGUGUACAAUGACCAGCCACCAAAAAAUUUUAGUGGAACACGAGCAGGGCAUUCGAAAGGAGUCCUCAUGGCCGGGAAAGGGAAGUACGGCGGCACAGUGUGGCUCCAGCACAGUGUUCCCAGGUUCUUGGAACAUCUGGAACAAGGCUUUGUGUACCCAACCAGUGGACGAGAGAACGGACAGCUGUUUCUGUGCCUUUCGAUGGAGCUUGAGGCAGUUGAAGUAGUUGCCAGUCAUCUUCAAGUGCAAGCAGCCAACGUUUACCAAAGAAAUGUGGCAGAAUGGGCUAAGAACUUCCCAGAAUUUUGGAAGAUACUCAACAAAAAUUAUAUGCGGAGCCCCAAAGAAAUAAAGGUCGAUUUUCUGAAGACCCUGAAGGAGCAGACUAUAAUAGCAAUCGCAAAGCCACCGAACUGGCAAAAAGAUGUAUACACUGAAGGACUGAGGGAUCAAGUUAAGGAUAAUAUCACAGUACAGUCCUGGAGAAAUGGCGCAGGCGGUGCUCAAGAUACGUACUGCACACGAAACUAUAGCGUCAGAGACGUUAAUAUAAUAGGUGUGCAGACUAGCAAUGGAUAUGCUGAGUUUGGGAGCAGUGAAGACCACAGCAAGUGGUGUGUCGCACAAGAGAAGGGAAUCUUCUGCGUUUCCUCGCUGAACCGCAUGAAUUCCCAGAAGAAGCGCGGUGGCGAAGUCACGUGUCUGCUGGAUGCCAACUUGGCUCAACUCUUCAGGAGCACGAUCGCAGAAAGCACCAAAUGCGAAUAACACGUGGCACUGCAGUGACGGCAUUAAGAAGAGAGCGUUGCAACUACUGUAGGAAGCCACCACUGCAGAAAUGCCGCAGCACGGUGCGAAAUUCCGAGGGAAUAGAAAUUUGGGGGCUUUGUACCGAAUGUGUCUGGAUUAUCCCUUCGAGGAAAAUAACAGCAAGCUAG
Messenger RNA from Dermacentor andersoni, 1263 nucleotides. Its product is annotated as cell-death-related nuclease 7-like. Lineage: Eukaryota; Metazoa; Arthropoda; Arachnida; Ixodida; Ixodidae. Gene Ontology annotation, biological process: apoptotic DNA fragmentation. The record is from RefSeq and is a predicted model, not a curated record. Gene Ontology annotation, molecular function: deoxyribonuclease II activity.